Molecule: messenger RNA, 2194 nt
Organism: Botrytis deweyae
Lineage: Eukaryota; Fungi; Ascomycota; Leotiomycetes; Helotiales; Sclerotiniaceae
Exons: 7
Coding region: 526-1941 (471 amino acids)
Molecular function (GO): NAD binding; oxidoreductase activity, acting on the CH-OH group of donors, NAD or NADP as acceptor
Source: RefSeq, a predicted model, not a curated record
AUUCAAAGUUCUCCUAUAGUUGGAUCCAACAUCGAACAUUGAAAGGAAUCUUCGCAGAUGAUCUAUUUUUGCCAUCACCCGACUACACAUCCUCGAGACAUCCUAUCCUGUCCAUCCUACAUCCUACAUCCUACAUCGUGCAACUUAUUCCGUCCAUGUGGAAAGAUGGUAACUGGUACCGGCAUCGGUAUCACUUGACUGGACCUCUGACUUUUAUUACUUUAUGACUUUGUGAAAAUAAAGCAAAUAAUGAAAAUUCUCAUGUCAGUUCAUUGUUCCGGAGCCUCGCCGAGCCUUGCCGAUGACGCGAUAUUCUACCAAAGCAAUACUUUGCGAGUUUGUGCUUGUCAUGCCCCUCUACUUUACUAGGUUUUGACUCAUCCAUACAUGAACAUCGAAAACUUAAAUUGUUGAUUAAUCCCUUGACUUUUGGAAGAUUCAUUUUCUAUACUCUUCAUUCAUCAUUCAUCACUCUUUAUAGUUUUUCAUAUUCAUAUUCAGACUUCUCAAUUAAUUGCUUCCAAAAUGACUACACCACAAGAUAUCGUUGGGGCAAGCGGCCUCUCAAGAAUGGUCUCCAAUAGCAUGAACCUGAGCGGUUCCCCUACAUUAAGUUUCCAUUCUCCACCCUCGAGCUAUGGAGGUUCGAUGUCGAGAGCAAAUGCGCAAGCCCAGGCAAAGCAAUUGAAGCCAUUUGAUAAAGAAAACAUUAAGAUUUUGCUCUUGGAAAAUGUCAACCAAAGUGGAAAGGAUAUUCUUACCGGACAAGGAUACCAAGUUGAAUCACUGAAGAGUUCUUUACCAGAGGCCGAAUUGAUCGAAAAGAUUCGGGAUGUCCACGUCAUUGGAAUCAGAUCGAAAACCAAGCUCAACGAGAAAGUCCUUCGUGAAGCCAAGAACCUGAUUGUGGUGGGAUGUUUCUGUAUUGGCACAAACCAAGUUGACCUUGACUACGCUGCCGCACAUGGAAUCGCAGUCUUUAACUCUCCCUUCGCCAACUCCAGAAGUGUUGCAGAAUUGGUCAUCGCGGAAAUCAUUGUCCUUGCCCGUCAACUCGGCGACCGAUCGAAUGAAUUACACAAUGGAGUUUGGAACAAAGUUAGCAACAAAUGCUGGGAAAUUCGUGGAAAGACUCUUGGUAUAAUUGGUUAUGGCCACAUUGGAUCGCAACUAUCUGUUCUUGCCGAAGCCAUGGGCAUGUCGGUGAUCUACUACGAUGUUGUCAACCUCAUGGCUUUGGGUACUGCCAGACAGGUUCCUACUCUAAACGAAUUACUCAAUACCGCAGACUUCAUCACAUGCCACGUUCCAGAACUUCCAGAGACCAAGAAUCUCAUUGGCAAAGCACAAUUCGAUCAAAUGAAGGAGGGAAGCUAUCUUAUCAAUGCCUCCCGUGGUAGUGUGAUUGAUAUUCCAGCUCUCAUUGAAGCCUCGAGAAGUGGAAAGAUUGCCGGUGCAGCUUUGGAUGUAUACCCAAGUGAGCCAGGUGGAAAUGGACCUUACUUCACAAACGAGUUGAACACUUGGGCGGAGGAUCUCCGUAAUCUUAAAAACAUCAUUCUCAGCCCUCACAUUGGUGGCAGUACCGAGGAGGCCCAACGUGCUAUUGGUGUUGAAGUUGGUGACGCUCUUGUGAGAUACGUGAACUUGGGUGUUACUCUUGGAGCUGUAAACUUACCAGAGGUCAACCUUCGUUCGCUCACACUGGACGAGUCCAACCACGCGAGAGUUAUCUACAUCCAUCACAACAUUCCUGGUGUUUUGAGAAAGGUUAACGAAAUUCUCGGUAACCACAAUGUAGACAAGCAAAUUACUGAUAACAAGGGCGAUGUUGCCUAUCUCAUGGCUGAUAUCAGUAACGUACAAACUAGCGAUCUCAAGGAGAUUGUUGAGAGCUUAGAAGGUUUGAGCUCACGUAUCCUCACCCGUGUGCUUUAUUAAGCAACGAAGAAAUAGAAUCGGAUGUACAAAUUUGCAUUGGGAGUUUUGAAUUAAAAGGGCAUUCACCAGGAGUGGCGGCGCUUGGUCUUGGGAUUGCAUCUAAACAAUCCCUUCAACAUAGGCAGGGCGGGAGACAAAAAAGGUUCACCUGAGAAUUGGAAAAUCGGAUCAAAAAAGUUGUAUAUUAGGCGUAGGAUAUAGCCCAAUACAUUUAUUCUAUUGGAAAUAAAACACUUGCUGGCUUCGAUCAUCA